This is a messenger RNA of Archocentrus centrarchus (flier cichlid), 1760 nucleotides long. RefSeq names its product vitronectin a (gene vtna). The record is from RefSeq and is a predicted model, not a curated record. The transcript is spliced from 8 exons. Lineage: Eukaryota; Metazoa; Chordata; Actinopteri; Cichliformes; Cichlidae. Gene Ontology annotation, biological process: cell adhesion mediated by integrin; immune response; cell-matrix adhesion. Gene Ontology annotation, molecular function: integrin binding; scavenger receptor activity; extracellular matrix binding. Bases 79 to 1731 code for a protein of 550 amino acids.
GACACAUGCUUCCAAUGAUUGGGAGCGCACAGUCCUUCAUUAUUUCCACAGUCUGUCCUCUGACACAGUGGAGGCAACAUGGAGCUGUGGGGCUUGCUGCUGCUCGCUCUGCUCACCAAUACUUUGGCUUCAGAUGAGUCCUGCAUGGGUCGCUGUGAGAGUGGUUUUGACUCCCAGAAGAAGUGCCAGUGUGACUCCAUGUGCAAGUAUUACAAAAGCUGCUGCUCUGACUUUGAAGCCAUCUGUGGUAUGAUAACUCGUGGUGACACCUUCGAGUUUGCCGAAGAUGAUGAUUAUGAUGAGCUGUCUGUAGGCACCACUCCACUCCCACGCCGCCCAGCACUCAACCAGCUGAAGCCCACACAGCUUCACAUGCCGGACUUCGGUCACAGCGCCCAGCAGCACCUGGAGACCACGCUUGAAAUGACCAGACCGACCCAACGGAGGGUUCCUGACAGGCUGCGGGCAAGUGUGGCACACACAGACACCCACACACUCGAGGACCCCAUCACGACUAAUGCGGCAGCUGAGGCGACCACCGUUCCCAUCGCAACAGCCACCACUGUUCCUGUCACAACAGCCACCACCAUAGCGCCUGACCCAGAUGCUGAGGUCUGCAGCGGGAGGCCUUUUGAUGCUUUCAUGCAGUUCAAAAACGGCUCCAUCUAUGCCUUCAGAGGGGACUACUUCUUUGAACUGGACCAGAAGUCAGUGAUUCCUGGUUAUCCCAAGCUCAUUAAGGAUGUGUGGGGCAUCACCGGGCCUAUUGAUGCUGCAUUCACCCGCAUCAACUGUCAGGGGAAGACCUACAUCUUUAAGGGAAACAAGUACUGGAGGUUUGACAAUGGCAUGCUGGAGGAUGACUAUCCUCGAGAUAUCAGCGUUGGCUUUGACAGGAUUCCCGAUCAUGUGGACGCAGCGUUUGCCCUUCCUGCUCACAGUCACCACGGAAAAGAAAAGGUUUAUUUUUUCAAAGGUGACCAGUAUUAUGUGUAUGAGUUUCUGCACCAGCCAUCUCAUGAGGAGUGCAUCAAAAUGUCUGAGAGCUCUCCGUCCACUCCCUUCAGGCGCUACACUGAUGUGUACUACAGCAACUACGAGCGUUUCUUCAGCGAGCUCUUCUCUGACAUGCCUCAGCAUCAUGGCAAUCACCACUUCAUUAACAAGGACUGGAAGGGCCUCAGGUCUCCAGUGGAUGCUGCCAUUGCAGGCAGAAUCUACAUCAGUCCUUGGAGGUCAACACGACGCCGCUACAACUACCAGCAAGGACAGCAGUGGGGUCAAAGGAGACAAAGCCGUUCACCCACCUGGAUAUCCUUUGCUGAGCAGGGGAUGAACAUGGGGCAGGAAUUUGCUGAAAGGGGGAUGGAACUGGGUCUGCGACUGGCAGAGAGAAGGAUGGAGAUGGAGGAGAGGCUGGGAAGAGGCUGGGACAGACGAUGGGAUCGAGACUGGGACCAGGACAGACGAUGGGAUCGAGACUGGGACCAGGAUAGGCGGAGAGAUCGUUACGGCCAGAACAACAGAGGCAACUAUGACUCCAGAGAUGACCGAUACCGUUACGACUUCCAAAGAGAUAUACCCAUACAGACCGUUUAUUUCUUCAAAGGAGAUAAAUACUACAGAGUGGACCUCAGGACAAAGAGAGUUGAUCCCGCUGUUCCUCCAUACCCCAGAUCUAUCGCCAAGUACUGGCUCGGCUGUUCAGACCCCACAGGAGCAGAGAAGUAGUUUCCAGUAUUUUAAGUUUUAAUCAUGGU